GUCGGCCCUUUCCUGGCCAAGACCCUGGCUUUUUGCAUUUCACAAUGUCAACCGGAUGACAAACGGACCAACUCGAAACACCAAAGGCAAGAGGUCUCGAGACUGGGGCGAAACUGUCUCUUUCGUUUCACUCGAUGGCAGGCUAUUGUGAUGAGUCGACGGGAGUCGGUACUACGACCCUGAGCCUCUAUUUCUGGCGCGGUCUCAACAAAAAGCAUCCAAGGCGGACGGAGGAUGGCCGGUCUGCCUGACCUCUUCAUUGUUGAGCAUUUCACGAAGCAAAAUUCUUGCAGUCUUUCGUUAGGACAACCUUCUCAAUUUGAUAUCUUUUUGGUGCCGGCGCCUAUCUCCGAACGUCAUAUGCGUCUGAGGUCUGGCGCCGUGAGCUAAAAGUCAACGAAUGGACUCCUCCGAACCCUCCACAUCCCGGUGCUUCUGUCGGCCAAAAAACGAAGCUACCCCGCCGUGUCCGCAGAAGAUUCGGGAAGGUUUGCGGUCCGGAAGCUCUGAACACCGCCAUUGCCCAAGCCUCCGUCGACCGGCCUGGACGGAGCAACUGCCGAUAGCAUAUAAAUGCCGUCCCCGGCCACGUUCGGUGGAAUACAAGCUAUCACGGAUCGAACGGCCCAGCUCAAGUUGCUCAACGCGUGCUCCAGUCUCUGGCGUUUUGCCGUAUGGAUCCUUGAUCAAUGGAGCCAAACUCCGUCAUCAGGCUCCUCCGUGGGGGAUUCUGUUAUCAAUGGCAAUUUCACCCCACGCUGACGACUUUUUGUUCUUUUUCAUAAACUGUUGCGAAUCGAGGUUCAAUGCAUCCCAACCACUCUGGUCAGAUACCCGGCUAAGACUCUUAAUCCACGGCAUCCAACAGACAUAUAAUUCUUGUGCAUUUGCUUCUUUUCAUCCGGUUCUCUCAGGUCUGACCCUGCAUGACAUUGACAUUGACAUUGACACAAUGGCAUUGGAAUGCAAAGAUUCCAGGACAGGCAUAAUCGUGCGGAUUCUGUAGGGUUAAACGUCUGCCAGUUGCGUUUGACUGUAUGUACAAUACAGCCCUGGUUUGUUUGUUAGUUUGGUACAAAAAAGCUAGAGCUUACUAGACUUGGGAAAGCUGCCGAGAUUCUCACGGAUAGAUGCUGUGAACUGGUAUCUUGAAGCUCUGAAGAGGACGGAAAGAUACUUUUGUGGCGUUG
Messenger RNA from Neurospora tetraspora, 1190 nucleotides. RefSeq lists its product as uncharacterized. The record is from RefSeq and is a predicted model, not a curated record. The transcript has 4 exons. Bases 401 to 1006 code for a protein of 201 amino acids. NCBI's taxonomy places the organism in Eukaryota, Fungi, Ascomycota, Sordariomycetes, Sordariales, Sordariaceae.